Messenger RNA from Geodia barretti, 1196 nucleotides. Lineage: Eukaryota; Metazoa; Porifera; Demospongiae; Tetractinellida; Geodiidae. The record is from the annotation of a GenBank genome assembly.
UGCUGACUCAGCUACUGACAUCAUCCUCACAGGUCGAGAUAUUCUCUUUGCAGGGAGCACAUAGCGUGAUAGAGACCGAAAAGCAUGGAUCUGGAGAGUGUCUUCAACUCGGCUGUGACGGGAGAGAAGCAAGGGAAGUCUGUGUGGCAGGCAGAAGUUGCUCUCAGGCUAAGUUUCCUACGGAAGGUGUACGGGAUACUGACAGCUCAGUUGGGGCUGACGGUGCUGGUGGUGGUGAUUUGUCUGUCUGUGCCUCAGAUCAGGGAGUUUGUCCAUGCCAGUCCUCUGCUGGGUCUAGUGCUGGUGGUGGGUGCCCUGGUAUCUCUGUUUGCUCUCCUUGCCAUGAGGCAUCAGACACCUGCCAACUACUACCUCCUUGCCACCUUUACGUUUCUGGAAGGUCUGUCUGUGGGAGUUGUGGUGACCCAUUACGACCUGGAUCUGGUGGUCAAAGCCUUUGUCAUAACGACAGGGGUUUUCCUGGCGUUAACGGCCUACACCAUGCAGAGCAAGUACGACUUCAGUACGUGGGGAGCCAGGUCAGUCUAUACCAUCUCAAUCUAGCAAGUAGUUCUCAGAAGAGGUGGUCUACUGAAAGGUUAACAGAAAAUUCCCCGGAUAUUUUGUAUGCUAUUGUCUUUGUGAUUUCUCUGCAGUCUGUUUGCUCUGCUGUGGGUCCUUCUGCUCGCCAGCCUCCUGCAGAUAUUCUUCUGGAGUGAGGCUCUGGAGUUUGUCAUCUCAGUGGGCGGAGCUCUGCUCUUCUGUGGGUUCAUUCUAUUUGAUACCCACCUCAUCAUGCACAAGUUGUCUCCGGAGGAGUAUGUCAUGGCAUCAGUCAACCUCUACCUCGACUUCAUCAACCUCUUCAUCUACAUUCUUCGCAUUCUCCAACACUUCCGCAGAGACUAGUGCACUGCUAACACUGACAUCAUGUUUCUGUUGUUUUGUAUGUUAAAGUCGUAAGGGGCAGAUACAUACAGGCCCAAAAUAUGCUGUAAUGAAUGUAAGUCACAUGCAUAAUUGCCGAUAAGCCUUCAGUGGUUCAUAAAGGACCCACCUAAAGCGACAUAUACACAAAGAGUCAUGAGUGAAAGAAAGAAAUAAGGGAGUCAAAGUCACAGUUGUCCAGUAGUUCCAUAAGCUGUGCGACUUUGCUCUGGGCAUUCUCUCCCUUGAAACUGGCUCUGUCAAUGAGA